AUGCAGGGAUGGAGGUGAUUACCCACCGCUAGCAGAGGGAAGAGGGCUGAGCCUUGAAUCUGCUGGGGGAACUUGAAGAGAGCAGGGGGAGGAGGAGGAGAAGAAGGAUUGAUAUAACAAGGGCGGCUGUCGAUGCGCAGCGCAAUUCUCACUCACUCCAAGUCUUUGAACCAAGACCGAUAAAGGGGAGCGGGCUUUCCAUUCAUUUCGAGCGCAGGCAACUUUUCUUUCUUGAGUCCGUGGCGCGGGUUCGUUCACCAGAUUAUACUCCUAUAUAUAUAUUUUAAUCUUUUUGUAAAAUUGAAAUACGAGACAACGUGACAUCGGCAGAUUUUAAACUUUACAAUAUUCUCCGAGUUUUGCAUGACAUUUUUUUUAAGGACUUGAGAGCCUGACAGACUUUCUUCACCUACCGCGUGGUGUAGGAUUUUGAACUGAAACGGGGACUUCUCAAAUGCAAAAGUACAUGUAUGAGAAAGCAAUGGCCCAAGAGACAAGGAACGGAGGAACCUCUACGUUAAAUAACAACAAUGGUGUUGACAACAGUAAGAAGAAGCUGCUAAUAGCGCUCGACAUCUUCUGUCUUCUACUUGCUAGCCUGCCUUUCCUGAUCAUUGAGACUAGCACCAUAAAGCCGUACCAGCGCGGGUUUUACUGUUCGGACGAGUCCAUCCGCUACCCCCGAAAAGAGGGAGACACCAUUAGCGAUGCCGUGCUUUGUGGUGUCGGCAUUCUUAUUGCCAUCUUCUCUAUUGUGAUCGGAGAAUGCUUCAGGAUUCACCAACUACAUGAGGGAACCAAGUCUUUCGUUGGGAAUCCCUACGUCGCAGCCCUCUACAAGCAGAUGGGCGUGUUUCUCUUUGGAUGUGCCGUCAGCCAGUCAUUCACAGACAUUGCUAAGGUGUCGGUGGGCCGUAUGAGGCCCCACUUCUUAGAUGUGUGUAAACCAGAUUUCUCCACCAUCGACUGUUCACUGGGAUACAUCACCAACUAUACCUGCACUGGUGAAGAGAGCGAUGUACAGGAGGCCAGGAAAUCCUUCUUCUCAGGACAUGCCUCAUUUUCAAUGUUUACCAUGCUGUACCUGGCUUUUUAUCUCCAGUCCAGGUUUUCAUGGCGUGGCGCUCGUCUCCUCCGCCCGCUGCUGCAGUUCACCCUGUUGAUGAUGGCCUUUUACACCGGCUUAUCACGCGUCUCCGACCACAAGCACCACCCGACCGACGUCCUGGCAGGCUUUGUGCAGGGAGCCCUGGUGGCCUACUGCAUAGUGUUCUACGUGUCAGACCUGUUCAAGCCCAGGGUGAAGCCAGCCACGCCCCCGCCCUCCCCCAUCAAGAAGGAGCUGCUGCCUUCGUCCGACAUCAUUGAGAGGAACAACCACCACAACAUGGUGUGAGAUAGGCCGCGACUUCUUCCUGUGACUGAGGAGCCAAUCACAUCGCUGCUCACCUCCCAUCGGACAGUAGAAUGUAGCGACGAGAGACUAUAGCUGCUUCUUAAACGGCACCCUCCUCCCUUUCGCAGUGUCCAGCGAGGCACUUUGUGGACUAGGGUGUCAGAUUUGAGAUUUGCACAGCAGAGUCCACUCUCACUAUCCAGACUUAUUAUUUACUAUUAUGUUAACUACUUAUCAACAUUUGAGCCCAUCGUUUUGAGCACAAACAGAAAAAAAUUGGAAGACUAAAAGACAAAUUGAAUUUAAGAAUUUGAUGACAGGCAGAGCUGAGGGCGUGGAGGUUUGAUGGAAGUGUAACCACAUAAAGGGAAAACACUUGUGAAGAAAAACUAAUGAAGAAAAGACGCAAAAAGAAAAACAAGACAAACCCCCUGCCUAGGGAGAGAGGGAUGUCCAGUGAUGCUUCCUCUCUGAACUCUCUGUGGCCUUGGAACGUCGUAGGACAACAACUUCCUUAGCUAUGGGAAGGAUAUUACUGCAAUAACUAGCAGCAUAGAAAUAUUAACAGUAUAGAAAAAUAUAACUUAUAGCACUGUUUUUAAGUUCAUUGUCCAUUAUCACCACUUGCUGCCUGAGACGUCUCACUGAAAGAAACUUGAUGAUGCUGACUCCCAUGAAACAGAAAUAUCGACUCCUUCAAACCGACCGAGCCUGGUGCGGUGGUUUCACCAUGUCCAGGCAGGAUAAAGUUAGCAUAGCAUAGCUUCAGUAACAAUAAUACUGUAACCAAUAGGCCACUGUAAGGAUCGUAUACUGAUCUUUGUAGGCCUUUUAUAACAGGUUUUAUUUGUUCUUGAUUGAUAAGCAAGGCAUCAUUAUCCCAAUGAACUUUGUCUUUAGCAGUAGGAAGUGAGGCGCUCCAACCUCGUACGCUUCUGUCUCCAGAUCAGCACGUCAAGCUUUUUUAUAGUGAACUCUCAGAGCGGCCCAAACCCGGGAUGUUGCAUUUCUUGAGGGUUAGAUGUAGUAAAGGGGGAAUAUAUUCUGUGGAAGGAGGGAGGCAGAUCUCACAGCCGCCCAGCACCUGUAUAAGAGGCGUGGCUGUGCCGUGCCACUUCUGGGUGUUGGGGCCAUCUGUUUGGCUUCCUGAACAGGAUGGGGAUGGGUGGACAGAGUGAAGGGGUGCGGGCUGUCACCAUCCAUGGAAAGAGGGUGAUAAAUUACAGCUAAGCUGGCACAUUGUUUUGGGAUGAUUUGGGCUCUUUCUGCUGGCAGGGAGGGGCUCUCACCCACCCAAUCACUCAUUGGCAAUGGAUGUUUGUCUCUCAGUGUGUGUGUGUGUGUGUGCAUGUGUGUGUCCUAUACACUCUUGUGCUUGUGUGGGUACGCUUGUGCUUGUACAUGUACACCUUGUGUGUGUGUGUGUGUGUGUGUGUGUGUGUGUGUGAAUGUGUGUGUGUGUACAUAUGUAUGAGCCCUGUGAAAAGGAACCCCCCCUCUUGAUAAACUUAGUGUGUGUCAAAUGAAACGCUCACACUGUCAGCUGUGCCAAGUGUGUGUGGGUUUUUGUGUGCAUGUGUGUAUUUGUUUGCCACUGUGUGUCGGAGAGCAAGAGAGCAGGUGAACGUUCUAAAAACUGUGGAUCUAAUAUUUUUAUUCUCGGCUAAGAAGCAUCUUUAACCUCGUGUGUUUUUAGCCUGUCCUGUAUAAUCACUAACCGUUGUACAGUACAGAUACAGAAGCCCUUUUUAUUUACAGCCUACUCAGAUAUCCUCCUCCAACAACACACUCCGCCAUGUUGCACAUCUUUCUCAUCGUAUAGUCCGUCCUAUCAUUUCACAAAGCCGUUUUCACUCUCUUUUUAUAAAUAUAUAAAUAAUGUAUAGAUCACUAAAAUUAACUCUGUAAGAUAUUGUUUCUUAACAUGUUUAGAUAUAUCCACUAUGAUUACAGACCUGUGUUCUUUACAAAAUGCUGCUUAAAAAGCAUCGAUUGACAGAUUUUUCUAUCUAGAUAACUAGAUUGUAGAUUGUAAUAGUUACGUUUGUAAUAUGCAUUCGAAAAAUACACCCACAAUUGUAUUACAAUUCAAUAUUAGUAUUUUUGUAUUGUCUCGUUUUUUUGUACAAAGACAUAGUUGCAAUGCUGUUUUUCUGCUAAAUGUACUUAGCUCUAUUACAUGUGCUUUUAAAUAAAAAGCUCACUAUGAACACAA
Cottoperca gobio is the source of this 3611-nucleotide messenger RNA. RefSeq names its product phospholipid phosphatase 3 (gene plpp3). Gene Ontology annotation, cellular component: plasma membrane. Gene Ontology annotation, biological process: cell-cell adhesion; phospholipid dephosphorylation; phospholipid metabolic process. Lineage: Eukaryota; Metazoa; Chordata; Actinopteri; Perciformes; Bovichtidae. The record is from RefSeq and is a predicted model, not a curated record. Gene Ontology annotation, molecular function: phosphatidate phosphatase activity. The coding region runs from base 455 to 1396 and encodes 313 amino acids. The transcript is spliced from 7 exons.